CUGCGAUUCGACAAGUUUCCACGACAUCACGAGAGAACAGAACGUGUAACACGGCCACGGCAAGAAUUUUGACGCGUCGAGGGCAGAAAACCAGCGUGUCAGCGGAGGAGGCCCAUCUUUCACAGCGGAUUGCUCAGCGCUUCCUUUGAACACACAGCAAGACCACAUCAAAAGCGGUCAACAUGGGAUACAUACGACAAGAGGCGCUGCCGCGUCUCAAAGAGUACAAGUACUCGGGUGUCGACCACAGCCUCGUUUCACGAUAUGUUCUCAAGCCGUACUGGUGGAGCAAAGUCAUCGAGCUGUUCCCGCUCUCCAUGGCACCAAAUGCCAUAACGUUGACCGGUUUCGGCUUCGUCGUGAUCAACGUCCUUACUAUGCUCUACUACUCGCCAACUCUGGAUCAGGAAUGUCCGCCUUGGGUCUACGCGUCUUGGGCUAUUGGUCUCUUCCUGUACCAGACCUUUGACGCGAUUGAUGGUACUCAAGCGCGCCGGACGCGUCAAAGUGGUCCACUGGGCGAACUCUUCGACCAUGGAGUCGAUGCUGUCAAUACUAGUCUGGAGGUGCUGCUCUUCUCCGCUGCGAUGCAAUUUGGCCAAGGUUGGAAAACGGUACUGGUCUUGUUCUCCAGUCUAUUGACGUUCUACAUCCAAACCUGGGACGAAUAUCACACCAAAACACUGACGCUAGGAUUCAUCUCUGGCCCGGUGGAAGGUAUUCUCACUUUAUGUGUCGUUUACGGCAUAACCGCAUAUACCGGUGGCAGCUACUGGCGGAAGCCGAUGCUCUACGCUCUGGGCAUUCCCGAAUUUGACCUCCUACCGCGCACACUCUACGAGAUGGAUUUCGGAGAUUUCUACAUAGUCCUUGGCGGCAUCGUGCUCGUGCCAUCUGUCGUCGGUAGCGCCCUGAACGUGAUGGAGGCGAGGCGGAAGCGCGGCGAGAAGACGCGUAUAGCGCUCCUUGGCCUGUUGCCAUUCUUUGGUACAUGGGCCCUGAUCGCGGUCUACCUGGCACUGCAGCCCAUCAUUCUGCGCGAACAUUUGGUGCCAUUCGUGCUCUACGCCGGGAUGGUGAAUGCUUACAGUGUCGGAAGAAUGAUCACUGCGCAUCUCACCAAAUCGCCAUUCCCAUACCGCAACAUCCUGGCACUUCCGUUGGCAUACGGCGUGAUUGACUCGAUUGGGCCGGUACUCCUGCAGAAGUUCGGGAUCGGCUGGUACAGCUCACUCGGCGAUGGUGUCUAUCAGGUCGCCUUCCUCUUCACGUGCGUUGGACUGGCAUUUGGCGUUUACGGUAGCUUCGUCGUCGAUGUGAUCGUUGACAUCUGCGAUUACUUGGACAUCUGGUGUCUUACGAUCAAGCACCCGUACACAGCCGAGACCGAGCAAACGGCGGAAAAGCACAUCAACGAGAAGAAGGCGGCUUAGAUAUACUUUGGCUGCAGCACUUCUGGUCACACGACCACCUGCCUGCUUCGGACAACUUUUCCGGCGAACACUUUGGAUCCACCAUCGGCAAACUGGGGUCAUGCAUUAGAGCGUUGAUGGUUGGAGCUCGCGCAGGAAGCAGACGAUAUAUAUAAUCCUCUUCGUGCAAGCCUCCGCGUAAUCUCGAUGCCUCUUUCGAUUCAUCUACGAUAUUGGGCGCCUUGAUUUCUGGUUCUCUAGGAUUGCAACGACUCGAACAUGUCCAGCACCCGGACACAUGAUAACAAUUUGAACAACGACAACAUGGCAAGUUCCUCCUCCGUCAUUCUACUCGUGCUGAGCUGGCUUGGCUCGACCCUCGACUCUGGCCGCACAAGGCCACUGCUCGGCGAAGGACGGAACUAAUGACGUGCCCAGUCUGACACUCUGUCACUGAUCUUUGCGUCGAUGAGAGAUAUCCUGUUCUCACAGCGAGCUCCGGAAACGAGAUUGAAGGUCCCGCUUGGAGUUCCAGCCGGCUACGACAGUAGCACAAGUUGCACCAAGGACGACACGGCCUCUGGCAAUGCGGGUGCACGCUCUGCUGCAGAAGGACAACAUGACGACGAUCAGUCAAAGUGAGACCGACAUGCGACUGGAAAUCUACAUUCGAUGCGAAGGCAAUUUAUAGCACACAGCACCAGGAAAAUCGAGUUUACGUGGAAGAGUGUUGGGUCCUCGAGGAUGCUGCUGUGGAACAGAACGCUCUAGCUUCACGCUGAAGUGCCAGCAGUGGUCGGACAUGGGCUGCGGCAUUGCAAGCAGCAACAUCGUACAGACAUAUAUGUAGAGCAAUGGAUGAUGUUUGCUGCCUGUUGGAGGCUAUUGGAGGUA
Molecule: messenger RNA, 2306 nt
Organism: Cercospora beticola
Lineage: Eukaryota; Fungi; Ascomycota; Dothideomycetes; Mycosphaerellales; Mycosphaerellaceae
Biological process (GO): phospholipid biosynthetic process
Cellular component (GO): membrane
Molecular function (GO): phosphotransferase activity, for other substituted phosphate groups
Source: RefSeq, a predicted model, not a curated record